GCCUGUGAUGAAUCCCACCGCCAUCGCCGACCAACCGCCGCCGGUGCUGCCGUUGCAGCCACCACGAUCAUCCUUCAGCUGUGACCGCCAUCCUGACGAGAACUUCACCGGUUUCUGUCCAUCAUGCCUCUGCGAACGUCUCACUACUCUAGAUCAGUCAGCCAAUGCUGCCGUUGCUUCAUCUUCUUCCCGACGUAACUCUACAUCAUCAUCCACCGCCGCUGCCGCAAUUAAGGCUAUUUUUCGAGUUCCUUCUUCCAUCAAUAUCUCAGAAGCAAACAAAAGCAAGACGACGACGACAAGAGCAGCAGCAGCAGCAACAACAACAACCAGAAAUUCGUUCUUACCGGAGCUCCGACGAACCAAAUCUUUCUCCGCUUCGAAGAAUGAAGGACUAUCGAUCUCGGCUUGUGUUUAUGAGCCUCAACGGAAGUCCUGCGACGUCAGGGGACGGAACACUCUGUGGUCACUCUUCUCAAUCCACGACGAUAACAAACCUAGGCACUCCUAUUCUCAACAACAAAUUCUAGGCAACAACGGCAUCGUUCUCGAAACCAACAGAGAAAACGAAGAAGAAGAUCACGAAGAAGAUCAUGAAGAAGAUCCAGUUCACAACGAAGACAAUGAUGGCGACGAAAUUAGGGUUACUGAGGAACUAGACGUGAGAAGUGUGAAUGAUUUAGACAACAACAUUGUGGAAGAGGUGGCUGAAAUUGAUGAAAAAGAGGAUGCAACUGUCGAAGUCUUGAAGCCAAUGAAGGAUCACAUAGAUCUCGACUCGCAGUCGAAAAAGCCCUCAUUAUCAAAUCUCUGGUCAGCAGCGUCUGUUUUGAGCAAGAAAUGGCAUAAAUGGAGAAGAAAGCAGAAGAAGAGUGGCGUCACUAGUAAUGGCGUCAUAUUAACGGCUACAUUGCCGCCGAAGAAACCGAUUUCGCGUAAAUACCGCGAGACUCAGUCUGAAAUCGCCGAUUACGGUUUCGGACGGCGAUCGUGCGACACCGACCCUAGGUUUUCACUGGAUGCGGGUCGGAUGUCGUUUGAUGACCCGAGAUACUCGUUUGACGAGCCUAGGGCUUCAUGGGAUGGAUAUUUGAUUGGUAGGACCUUCCCACGGCUGCCUCCCAUGGUGGAAGAUGUUCCCGUUGUACACGUCCCUCGUUGUGAUACGCAAAUCCCUGUUGAAGAUCCUUCGAUGGCGGACGAUAAUAUCCCGGGUGGGUCAACCCAGACCCGAGAAUAUUAUCUGGAUUCUUCCUCUAAACGGAGGAAGAGCCUUGACAGAUCCAAUUCCAUUCGAAAAAUGGCUGCCGCUGUAGUUGCAGAGUUGGAUGAAACAAAGGUGACUCCAAUUGUUUCAAAUGCCAAAGUCUCACCUGCCACCAUUGAUAACAAUCCUGUUCAUGGAAGUUCAAAGUUUGCAAGCGUAACCUUUGAUAACGAACCCCCAAGGGUUUCAGCUUCAAAUUCGUUGAGAGAUGAUUGUUCAGAAACUUUUGAAUUGGGAUUUAGGGAUAAUGGGAUUGGGACUGCAAUUGGGUUAGAGAAGAAGGAGAUGAAGAAAUCCCGCCGGUGGAGCUGGAAGAUAUGGGGGUUUAUCCACCGCCGGAAUUCAGGGAAUAAAGACGAUGAUGAAGACCGGUGCAGUAGUGUUAAUGGAGUGGGAAGAUCUUACUCAGAAUCUUGGCAAGAUUUACGGGGAGAAGGCAAUAACGAAGCAAAUGGUGGGAUUAACAAGAAAAUCUUUCGAAGCAAUAGUAGCGUCAGCUGGAGAAGUUCUUCAUAUAACACGAGGAAAUCGAACUCUAAGAUGAAUGGUAAAAUCAUGGGAAACGAACAAGGGUUUGGGAACGGCAAGAACAAGAGAAACGGAGAAGAGUUUGUUCUUGAACGGAAUCGUAGUGCAAGAUACUCGCCAACCCACAUCGACAACGGGCUUUUACGAUUCUAUUUGGCGCCAAUGAGCGGCAGUCGAAGAGGUGGAAUUGGGAUCACAAGUAGACCAACGACUAAUUCCCAUUCGAUUUCCAGAAGCAUGCUUGGGCUAUACUGAAACCCCGAAAAGGUCGAUCGUCUUUUCUUGCAUUUCAUGUUGUAAUAACACAUGUUUGCUUAUGUUUUAUGUAUCUUAAAAUUGGUUGGUUAAUUGGGUUCCCAUUCCAUUAUGUUAAUUGCUUGGUGUUAGUUCUCAUUAGCAUGCUCUGCCACUUCAUUUUAAAUGAAUAACAUCAAAAUUCUUUUCUU
Cynara cardunculus var. scolymus (artichoke) is the source of this 2241-nucleotide messenger RNA. RefSeq names its product UPF0503 protein At3g09070, chloroplastic-like. The record is from RefSeq and is a predicted model, not a curated record. Gene Ontology annotation, cellular component: plasma membrane. Lineage: Eukaryota; Viridiplantae; Streptophyta; Magnoliopsida; Asterales; Asteraceae. The transcript has a single exon. Bases 8 to 2050 code for a protein of 680 amino acids.